This is a messenger RNA of Rhizoctonia solani, 678 nucleotides long. RefSeq lists its product as uncharacterized. NCBI's taxonomy places the organism in Eukaryota, Fungi, Basidiomycota, Agaricomycetes, Cantharellales, Ceratobasidiaceae. The transcript has 2 exons. Bases 1 to 678 code for a protein of 225 amino acids. The record is from RefSeq and is a predicted model, not a curated record.
AUGGCAUCUCGCUCUACACGUCGCAGCAACCAACCUGCGCCACCCCAACAUGGUGUUCAGCAGAUGUGCCAUUGUAGCAUGUGGCGCUAUCCCCACCACCCUCACCGGUCUGCUACUACUUCCAAUGCCCAACCCCGUCGGUCCGCGGAGUGGGAGCAUGAUCCAUCCUCACCCGACUUUCUCCCAUAUGCACCAUUAUCAUCCGACUCUGGGCCUUCGUCAUACCACUCUCGCUCUCGCUCCCAUGCAUCCUACUAUACCCCUCGCGUCGAAACUUUGCAUUAUAAUCCUAACUACUACCAUGGCCAAACUUAUUCCGAGGUAGAAUUCGAUCCCGAGAUCGACGGUCAAGACCCUGCACCGGAUUCACCUCAUUCCGAUCGCUCUCGCACAGACUCUCAUCGUUCAGAGCAACUUUACGCUGCAAACCUUGACGACGGCGCUGCAGACUACGUUCUUGAACCCCCUAUUCCUCGUGCCUUCCUCCCUUCCCGUCUUCGCGACGAUAUCUCGGGUCGAUUCUGGAACGCAGAGGGCGACUCCACGGAUGCUUCCGGGAUCUUGUAUCCUGCCCCAUUCGAAGUCAAACUCAGUAAGGAAGCCUUUUAUUAUCCAAGUGCCCAAUCGGGUCGAUUUAUGAAUCGGCGUGGAGAGUAUUGGGCAGGCGGGGAGGCGUAA